AUGGUGACAGGAUCCUCUUUGGCAUAUUUAAACAAUAUCACUUUAUUGUGGGAAACCCUUAAGUUACCUUUAGAUAGGUUGAGUGGGUUUGUGAAAUUUUCAACUCUCGGAGCUUUACAAAUUGAACAUAAGUGGAUGGAGAGUCGAUGGGUACCACCGAAGACAAAUGCAACCCUUCUUAAUUUACCUGAUUACACAUUCUUAGAUAACAGGCCCACACCAUACGGUGCAAGACAGCGCAGAAGAAUAGAAAAACAAAAGAAGUAUACAGCUAGAAUUAUUCAAUUGACUUCUGAAAUGGAUCUUGCAAUGAACUUGUAUAGACAGAGGGAGGCUGCUAAGCAGGCUAUUAUUGAUGAUAGAAUAAGCAAGAAGCUGACAGAAAAAGGAAUUAAAACAGUUGGAGAUUGA
This is a messenger RNA of Nezara viridula (southern green stink bug), 411 nucleotides long. The record is from the annotation of a GenBank genome assembly. Lineage: Eukaryota; Metazoa; Arthropoda; Insecta; Hemiptera; Pentatomidae.